Messenger RNA from Zingiber officinale, 1766 nucleotides. RefSeq names its product trihelix transcription factor ASIL1-like. Bases 496 to 1311 code for a protein of 271 amino acids. Gene Ontology annotation, cellular component: nucleus. NCBI's taxonomy places the organism in Eukaryota, Viridiplantae, Streptophyta, Magnoliopsida, Zingiberales, Zingiberaceae. The transcript is spliced from 2 exons. Gene Ontology annotation, molecular function: transcription cis-regulatory region binding. The record is from RefSeq and is a predicted model, not a curated record.
CGAAUCUCCAAGCACGCGAAAGUGUCGCCUUACGCGACGCCUGACGCGAGACUCCACUCCCGCGCUAUUGCGCUCUGAAACGGCCGGCUCCUUCACCACCGAUGGUUCAUGUCCACCCACGUGGCUGCAUCCCAUACGUCACUGUUGCGCAGCAGGCGAUUGGCCCACUCUCUCUCCACUCUCCUUUGUCCCUUUCGCUGGCUCCUUUGCCUUCCUUGGAGCUGUAGCAGAGGACGCCGAGCUCGACUCCUUUAGGGUUCAUUUUGAUCUUUGAUCUGUUUUCCACUACGAUUGUUGAUUCCGUUCACUUUCGAUCUAUGUGGAGAAAAUCUUCGAUCCUUUUGGUGCUACCGCUCAAUUUCUUACAGUAGAAUCCCUUAAAGAUGGUUCUUUUCGGCGAUUUUUCUUGUCGAUUUGCUGCUUGUUCAUCGAAGGAGAGACUUUUCGCAGUGUGAUCCUUGCUUUCCUGGGUCUAUCUUGCUGCCUCGGCUUCCCAUGGAUGGUUCCCACCCCUCGUCCUGUCCGGAUCCGGCCGCGCCUUCCGCGCUGAAGGUCCCGGACAAGGGGAAGAGGGACGAGUGGAGCGAGGGCAGCGUCCUGUGUUUGCUGGAGGUUUACGAGUCGAAGUGGGUGCUCCGGAAUCGAGCGAAGCUGAAGGGGAGUGAUUGGGAGGAGAUCGCCCGCUUGGUGUCGGUGCAGUGCUCGGGGACUAAAGCGCUCAAGACCCCGACUCAGUGCAAGAACAAGAUCGAGGCGCUGAAGAAGCGUUACCGCGCCGAGUCCGCCCUCGCCCAUGACCCCGCCUCCGGCUGCUCUUGGCAGUUCUACUCUCGCAUGUAUGAUCUGCUAAGGGGCUCCGUAAACUGCUCAGUCAAUCCCAAGUCCAACCAUGGCAUCGAUCUCCAGUCCCUGCCCAAGGCAGAAGCGGACGGCGAAGUCGACGGCCACUUGCACGACAGCAAUCACGACGAUGGCUCUAAUACGAUGCAGAUCGACGUCAAUGCUGACAAGAAGAUGGAUAACAGGGUCACUGCCGAUGACGCCGGUGGCAGUGACCCCGGCAGUUCCUCUAAGAAGAGAAAAAUCACAGUUAGUGAGGUAGCAGAGAGCAUCAGGUUGUUGGCUCAGUCCAUGCUGCAGAUUGAACAAGCGAGGAUGGAGAUGUACAGGGAUUCUGAGAGGAUGAGAGCUGAGGCAGAGAUCAAAAGAGGUGAGAUGGAGCUCAAAAAGACUGAGAUCAUAGCAAACACACAGCUGCAGAUUGCUAAGCUCUUCACCAGGAGAAUGCACAAGCAAAGCAAGGAGGGAUGAACAGGAAGAUUAGCUUCAAUGAUUUCUGCACAAAAACAAGAUUAUCUGCAAUUUUAGAUGCAAGAAAUGCUAAUAAAUCAGGAACCUGAGACUAGGAAGCAGUUGCCCUGACAUGGCCAUCAACUGAGAAAUUAAGUUUGAAGAAAUCUAUACUUGGGAUUACAUGACAUUCUCAGUUUUCACAUAAGAUGUAUCUCCUAGAUUCCAUUUCAUGAGGGUGUUUUAGAUUGAUCGAGAAGAUUAAAUUGCAAUUAACUUUCAGCAAUUUGAUGCCCUACCAAAUCUGCAUCUUGCUUGGUGUGGGAAGCUUCUUGUUCAACUCUCUUCAGGUAGCCAAGAAAGCAAAAUUGUGUUAACUUCUUGAUUUUUUUUUUUUUUUUGGUUUUCUAUGUAAUAAGCUUCGACUAGCUGAUUUUCAUUAAUGGUAAAGUUCCAUUUUGUUUCCUCUUUGUUAA